AUGGGAAAACCAACCAAUGAAGAGGAGGUACGCGGCUGUGAUGGCGGGGCUCGACCCAUGAGCCGGCUGCUGUGCUGUUUGUGCGCGCCCGUCGCUAAUAUGGGCGCCGCGCUCUCGCACCCGCAGGUAUACCAGGAGGGAGAUAUAUGUGAUGGUGUUGGCGGACCGCCGGCGCCUCCCACUAUGGCCGACGUUAUAAGGGAGAGGAAGAAGAAAGCGGGCGGCGCGGCGUUGGGCACGCUGAGGAGACGCCUCGUCGCCGCCACCAGGAGGCCCAGGGACUCGCAGCCAGACCGAGGGUGCGAGCACGGGCGCUACAUCAGGUCGGUGGUGGGGGACUGGCAGCUGCCGGAGGUGGUGGUGCUGUGCGAAGAGAUGGAGGCUGGCGCCGCGCUGCGGGACCUCCUCACGCAGGCCGAGCUGGCGCGGGAGCCGGCGCCCGCCCUGCACGCCGACCUCGCCGCCCUGCUGCACGACGCGUGCUGGUGCGACGUGGAGCUGAUAGGGGCGGGCUGGUCCCUGGCAGCGCACCGCGCAGUGCUGGCGGCUCGGAGUCACUACUUCAGGGACCUGCUGCGUGGCCGUCCCCCCGGCUUCUGCCGGGUGCCGCUGGAAGGCGCGGGUGCCAGCCUGUCCCGCGAGGAGCUGGUGGCCGGCGUGAGGAUGCUGUACUCCGGGCCGCUGUACUGCCACACGUGCCACACAGAGUACGAGAGGAGCGGCGGCGCGGAGGCGGACGAGGCGGAGUGCGGCGCGGGGGGCGGGUGCGCGGGGGGCGCGGCGCGGCGGCUGGCGGCGGCGCUGGGCUGCGUGCCGGACGCGCUGCUGCGGGACGUGCGGCGCCUGCUGGACUCGGGCGAGCUGUGCGACGCGCGGCUGGUGUGGGCGGGGGAGGGCGCGCGCGGCCCCGACCUGCCCUGCCACCGGUUCAUACUGGCGGCGAGGUCUAGGUUUUUUAGGAACGUGAUGGGUCGGCGCACCAGCAGCAACGGCGCCAUCUGCGUCGACGAGAAGAUCCUGCCGAGAAGGUUCGCCAAGGCGCUGCUGCACGCCGCCUACACCGACCAGAUCGACCUGAGCCUGAUAGGGAGGGGCGGCUCAUCUCCGUCGUCAACCAGCGGUGGGGGCGGCAUGUCGUCGUGGCCCGGCGCCGCCCGCAGCAGCGCGCCCCGCCCCGCCGCGCCCCGCCCCGCCGCGCCCGCGCUGGACGACGUGUUCCAGCUCUACGAGAUCGCCAGCUUCGUGGAGAUGCCGAUCGCGGUGCAGGGCUGCGAGGACGCCAUCGUGGAGGCGCUGUCGGCCGACACGCUGCCGCUGGUGCUGCGCUGGGCCGCCGCGCCCCACGCCUCCAAGUGGGUGCACCGGCAGGCCAUGCGCUACCUGCGCGACGAGUUCCCCCGGGUCACCAGCGGCGCGGCGGCGGGCCGGCUGCCCCGGGCGGCGCUGCGGGCCGCGCUGCAGUCGCCCUUCCUGCAGGCCUCCGAGCCGCAGGCGCUGCGGGGGCUGCUGCGCUGGGCCGCCGCGCAGCCAGCACAGCCGCCAGAGCCGAACCUAGUGUGGCACACGGCGCACUCCGCGUCCCGGCGCGGCACCCGGCGGCGCGAGCUGGGCGACGCGGCGCUGCGGGAGAGCGUGGCCGCGCUCGUGCCGCUCGUGCGCGUGGAGCACAUCCCGCCCGACCACGAGGUGCUGGCGCAGCUGGUGCGCCGCGGCGUGCUGCCCGCGCGGGCCCGGCCUCCGGGGGGCGCCGCCGACGCGUGGCUGGGCCGCGGCGCGCACCGCCCCGCGCGCUGCUUCCUGCCCUACCUGGACGAGCUCAGGGCGCUGCUGGAGGACCAGGCCGUGCCCGAGGCGGAGGUGGCCCGCAUCAGGCGCGAGCGCUACAUGCACCGGAUCCCGGACACCCUGUACAUGGUAGCGGCGGCGCGCGGGGAGUCCCCCCCGGGCGGCGCGGAGGGCGCGGCGGGGGGCGCGGAGGGGGGCGCGGCGCAGUGCGUGGGCGCGCGGCGGCUGGCGGCGCUGCGGGCCCGCGCCCGGGAGCUGGCCGCGCGCGCCGCCCCGCUGUACCACCACGCGCACCACGCAGACAUGCUCUACCGACAGAUCGCGCUGCGGGCGGUGCGGGAGAUGUCGCUGCCGGACUCCUGCGCGGACCUGCUCAUCAGCGACAUUGAGAACGAAUGUAAUGGCGGCGGCGGCGGCGAGAGGUCCGGCCCGGAGCCCCGGCGCGCCCCGGCCCGCGCCCCGCGCACGCACGACCCCGACAGCGACUGCUGCAGACGGAGCGGCCCCGAGCGCUGCCCCCCCGCCGGCAGCCCCCGCGCCGCGCACCCCGCUCCCCUCGAGGGCCGCGCCGACCGCCGCGAGACGCAGCCGCGGCCCCCGGACUGCAGGAGCGGGUCGGGGCGGCUGUCGGCGGCCGUGCCGGACGUGGCGAUGGCUCCCAACGCGAACACCCACCUGCUCACCAACAGGGACUACUUCAGGCCGCCGCUGCCCGCAGAGUACGGCGGCGCCGUGCUGCAGCUGGACCUGGGGGACGGCGCCACGCACACGCCGCGACCAGGUUCGCGGGCGCAGCGGGCUCACGCGGCGGCGCAGCUCGCCCGGGGACACGCGCCGGCCGCGGCAAGGGCCCGGCUGAGCGCCGAGGAGCACCGCGCCGCCGUGGAGAUGUCCAUGAUCCGGGCGUACUCGGCGCUGGAGUACGGCUCGCCGCAGACGCGCCAGCUCCGCCGCAACCAGGCCGGCACCCUGCGCCAGCGACAAGACGCGCCCGGUUUCGCUCCCUCCAGCCCCCCUCCGGGCUCUCGGCACCCCCUCUACUCAUUCAGGAACAGGGAAAUUGAAUUCAUGACCGAGGCGGCGUACGCCCCCCCGGGGUGCCGCGACCACAGCCCCAGCAACUUCGCAUGAGACGGGCCCUUCGUUGUCCUGACGCUGCCCGGAGCGGCGUCGGACAACGAGGGCGAUUCUUUCUACCUGGAGUUCCUGGAGGACGAGCCGGAGGACGACUCGGAGGAGUGAACCCAGCCGCUCCCAUGAACUGUACACUUGGCGACAUUCUUUUUUAUUUUUAAUAUUGUUUUUAGUGUUCGUGGGCCUGUCAGUGGAUUACCGAAUUUGUGACUUCUGUACACGUGAAGUGCACGGACCUGUGUCCUGGAACAUUAAUAUUAAAAUGAUAAAGCAAUAUUGUCUAAGACGGUGUUUCCCAACGUGGAGCCCACGCCCCACAAGGGGGUAAUUUGAUAAUUAAGGGGGGAAAUCGCAUUAAAUGAAUAUAAAAAAACUUUAUUAAAAUUAUUUUGAAUUUCAAUUUCAAAUUUUUAUUAUAUGUUUUGAAAUAUUACUUACUGUGUUCUGAUAACAAUUUCAUAGUGAUUUCUUCCUAAAACCUUUCAUUUAUGUUUUUUAAGGGAACCAAUAAAUUUUUAAUGUUAAAAUAAAAAUUAUGUAUGGGGGGCACAAAAAUUUUAGAAAGGUUCCAGCGGGGCCUGGCACAAAAAAGGUUGGGAAACACUGGUCUAAGAUAUAAAAUAAUAAAUUCUGUGAGAAAGUACCCGGACUUGUAGUCACGCGGGCCCGGGAGGGCGCCCCCCAUCCCGAGUGCCCCGUACCUUAGCGUGUAAGUUAGAGUAAUCAUCAGACGCCUUCUGGCAUCGAUAUUGGCAUGUCAAGUGCUGUAUGUAAAUAUGGAAUUAUGGAACGAAUCUUAUUGUACGAUCUCAUUGUUGUCGUUGUGACCGCGGGCCGCCGGCGUCUGACGCACCAGGAGCGCCGGCCUCCCGUCCCCGGGGGGCGGGGGAGGAGGAGUUACGAGGUGGACCACGGAUAAUUCGUAUCGUUUAAAUUGAUGGAAUAUGUACAGUUAUUCUGAGCACCUGUGAGCACUCUUGAGUGUUCGUGAGCAUUUAUGAACAUUUGCCGAGAACGCGUUCAGAGUAUGAUUUUAUGUAUAUACUUGUAAAAUUAGGUUAAAUUACGUGUUGCAUUGCGCUCGCGCGGGCCGCCAGGAGGGCGCGGGGUGCGGGGAAAUAAUUGAAAUCAUGAAAUUUUAAUACGUAAUACAAUCAAAUGAAAUAGUUUUAUCUAAAAAUGAAGUGCCAGAACCACCCGCCCCCCGGGGGGCACUGAAUGGCGGCCCCCCCGGUGCCCCAGGACAACACUCCUAAAGACAUGUAUAGUUAUAAUAAAGUAUAUGUGUAAUGUAAUUGUUUAAAGUAAGUUAAGGGUAGGUUCCGUUCUUGCCGACGUGGUCAAGUAGCUACUGCCAUGCCAGUAGCAGUGCCGUCGCCCGGGGGCCGCCGCUCGACUAAUGAGCACCUGGAAAGUACUCAACGAAGCGGUGGCGGAAAACCGGGCUGCGAGCCUGUGUCUCAAGAUGAGAGCCUUGGCACUGUGCGUGAGGCUACUGGUCUUGAGACAUGAGGUCCUGGUAUCGGCGAUGCCCCGGGGCUCGGGGCGGCGCACGUUGUGUUCGUCUGCGGCCGGCUGCUGCAGUGUUAAUACAGAUAUUUAUUACUCA
Bombyx mori (domestic silkworm) is the source of this 4528-nucleotide messenger RNA. Its product is annotated as BTB/POZ domain-containing protein 7. Gene Ontology annotation, molecular function: protein binding. The record is from RefSeq and is a predicted model, not a curated record. Lineage: Eukaryota; Metazoa; Arthropoda; Insecta; Lepidoptera; Bombycidae. The transcript has 28 exons. Gene Ontology annotation, biological process: morphogenesis of a branching epithelium. The coding region runs from base 1 to 2916 and encodes 971 amino acids.